Messenger RNA from Cimex lectularius (bed bug), 2787 nucleotides. RefSeq names its product dynein regulatory complex subunit 3-like. Gene Ontology annotation, molecular function: protein binding. The transcript has 11 exons. NCBI's taxonomy places the organism in Eukaryota, Metazoa, Arthropoda, Insecta, Hemiptera, Cimicidae. The record is from RefSeq and is a predicted model, not a curated record. The coding region runs from base 394 to 2772 and encodes 792 amino acids.
UUUAAAACAAGUUUUUUUGACUAAACAUAUUUUUUUUAUUUUUGAACUGUUGUUUCUGGUUCUUGUUGCAAAAUCUCUCAUAGUUUAAAGGUUUUAGGGGUUUCCAUUAAGCUGAAAGUUAUCUGUAGAUCUCCAUUGUCAUAACAGCAUCUCAACGGCGGCAUUUUCUUUUUCAUGCAGAAAUCGUCUAGUAUUUAGGUCAAAUUUUGUGAAAAGACGAUUUCAAAGAUGAAAUCCGGCUAGUUGAGCCAUUUUGAAAAGACACCCGGCCGUUCGGUCAUCCGCGGGCGAUUUUCCAUCGCGUGGCGUCAUCUCUCGAGUUAAACGCCGUUCCCGUCAUUUCCAUAACGACAUCGACCGGUUUGUCAAACGCCGAAGAUCCUGUAGGUCGGAAUGAGUUCGGUCGGAAACUGUGCGAUGAUGACCUCUCCCAGGCGGGACGGCUCGAAGGAGGUAUUGACGGCCGAAGAGGCACUGCACAUGCUGGUGACAGUCGACAGGGAGCCGACCGUCAUCAACAACCAGCUCAUCCAGGAGGCCCUCCUCGAAAGUAAAGGUCUUACCCAUUCGAAACGGCAAAAGGACAGGAACAAAGAAUUAGCGGACGUGGCACUCCUAGGCAAAGAUCCUUCCAGCUUCCAGCAAAUCACCCUCCUAAACCUGGAAUAUUACAAUAUUUUAAAGAUAGACCAUCUAUGGAUGUGCUCAAAUCUCGUGACUUUAUCGCUGUCAAACAACAUUAUCGAGAAGAUCGAACAUUUGGACGAAUUGGUGAAUCUCAUCGAGCUCAACCUCUCGUUCAACAGGAUCUCAAAAAUUAAAAAUCUCAGUAAACUCGUCAAACUCGAAAGGCUCUCAUUGUUCAACAACAGAAUAACAAAGCUGAAGAACUUGAGCGCUCUCAAAAACCUGCAAGUACUUUCUCUCGGACAGAACCAGAUCAAAGAUGCCAAGUUUGUGCUUCAGUAUCUCAGGAUAUUCAAAAAUUUGAGGUGCCUCAACCUCCAAGGAAACCCUUGCGAAAAAGAGAUAAAAAAUUUCCGACUAGCCGUGGCUGGGUUUAUACCCCAAUUGGUCUACUAUAAUUACUUUAUACUCAAGAAAGAAGAAAGGAUCACAGCAAGGCAUAAAUACGAUGCUAUAUUGAAAUCAUUGGAGAAAAAUGAAGAACAACAAGAAGCAAAAAUAGCAGAAGAUAUCAAAAGCGUCGAAAGGGAGAAUUAUCUCAAAAGAGCCUGCAUCGAUAGUUUUGAAAGGUCUAACUUUUACGAAUACCUCAUGGAGAACGACAACGAAGGCAAAACGCUUAUAAAGAUUAGCGACAGGGUUAAAGAAGUUUUCCACAAGUUUAAAGAAGCUUUGAACAAUAUAAGCAAGCGUCUAUUCACAGUUGGUGAGAAACAGUACACUAUCAGGAUUGAAGAAUUGACAAAAUAUGGCAAUUAUUAUAAAGAUAGCAUGGUCGAUAGUUUAGCUGAAAGUCGAGCGCUUGUACGAGAUUUUAUCAACAUGAAAGUGAAAUGCAUCAGUCAAAUAAAGGAGCUUUACAACAACGGAAACGGGGAGGAGGCGUUCGUAAGGAACAGCAUGAAAAAAAUCUUACUGAUCGACAAAGACUACACCUUUCUAUGCAGGAAGACCUGGUGGCUUCUCAUGGAAAAAGAGAUGCGUAGAAACGAGAGAAACGAGGGAUCGAUGGCCAUAUUUGACACCAACAUAACCGAAAUGGUUCACAGAUUCAUUGAUUUUGUACAAGAAGAGUUUACGCGGAUGAGAGACACCGAGACAGAAUUCUGCGAUGGGAUUUCCGACCAGAUUAACCGGUACAUCGCCGAAUUCCAGUCAAAAGGCGAGAGCCCUGUUUCUCUACCGUUUUAUCUAAGAAGUAUACUUUUGAAUAAAGAAACUUUGAACAACUACAUUUCUACUUCGCAUGAUAAUCACUUAAUACUGAUAGACAACAAAGAAGAAGAGAUUCUAGACAAGCUUAAGUCAUGGUUGAAAAUUCUUUUGAACGAUUUGAAUCAGUGUGAAAUAAACAGAAAUAGAAGCGCUGUUCUUGAAAUACAGUUUUUCAUGGACCACCAUAUGCUGGACUGGUCUAAACAGACCAAGUCUUACAUCAAGGAUGCAGUUACAUACAUGACCAAGGUAGAACCGAAAUGGACCAACGAGCUAAUGAGGCUCAAGAUGAGCAAGAAAGAACGCAACCUCGACGACAAGAUGAAGAUGCUGCUCAACCAGCGCAACGAGUUUGACAGGAAAGAAAGAAUCCGCCGAGACAAAAUACGCAGGAAGAAGAAGCAGUCCAAAGAGGAACAGGCGGAGAAAGAGAGCAAACAUAUGAUCGAUGAAGUCGAAUCUUUCGACGUAGACAAUGAACUGUUCAUAUUUAACGAGCGCAAAGAGGCCCUGUGCAACUACAGGCAGCAGUACGAAGAAAUGGAUAGGAUUAUUAACAAUCUAACGAACUUGGACUUUGAAAAGGAAAUCUUCCCUGAGAGCAUGGAAGAAGAGAAACCAGAGGCAGUCGGAGAGAAGAGGAGAGAACGCGACGACGAAGAGUGUUGGUCUGAAGGUUCUGCAGUCCUCGUUGAAGAUGAGCUCGACAUUGCAGCUUUCCAGGUCGAAGUGACCAGAAACGUGUCCAGGUUCAUCAACAACAUACGCAUAUGCGCUGAUCACAUGGCCGACACGAUCUGGGAGAUGUGGAGCUCGCCGGGUCACGGGCCAUCCGAGGAUUCUGAAGAGUCUUACAUUGAAAGCGAUUAAUCUUGUCAAACUUUU